This is a messenger RNA of Mollisia scopiformis, 1592 nucleotides long. RefSeq lists its product as uncharacterized. The record is from RefSeq and is a predicted model, not a curated record. Gene Ontology annotation, biological process: regulation of DNA-templated transcription. NCBI's taxonomy places the organism in Eukaryota, Fungi, Ascomycota, Leotiomycetes, Helotiales, Mollisiaceae. The transcript has 4 exons. Bases 1 to 1566 code for a protein of 521 amino acids. Gene Ontology annotation, molecular function: zinc ion binding; DNA-binding transcription factor activity, RNA polymerase II-specific.
AUGCCAGUCCGUCGAAGAGCUUCCAACCCUUGCGAGGCAUGUCGAAUCAGGAAGAAACGUUGUGCUGAUGAUCAGAAUCCUUGUGGGUUUUGCGCAGGCCGUCGCCAGCCCUGUCUUCGCAGCCCUGUUCCGGAGCCGGGGAAGCGGACGGCCUUCACUGUGCCUCACUUGACUCGACCCGCUAUGAGGGCCACCGAACUACUCUUCCUCCCACCGAUCCACAAGCUGUGCGAGCUUGUCCUCCAAGAAGAGCAGAUUCGGAGCGACCGGUAUGCGCUAGAGGCAGAGACUCAGUGUAUCGUGGCAGGAAGGCCUAUGCAGCUGGAUCCGCGGCUUUAUUUGCCCGAUUGCAGUGCAGAUACAGUGCACAGAUUGGUAAUAGACAACUAUCGUGACUGCAUCUCUACCAGACAGCCACUUCUCCCAUGGGUCGAUAUUGAUCGUUUGGUGCACGCUUUCUUGGAGCAUUCGCACCCUUUAUUCGAUGGUCGGGACAUUGGUACAGCGAUUGUUCUCCUCAUGAUGGCAUUAGGGGAGGCAUAUCAGUACCAAGAUACGGUGUCUGGGCAGAACGAUCUCCCAAGUUCCGUAUACUUCAUGGAGGGUAUGACGAUCCUCGACGAACAGCAUGCAGCAUAUACACUUGAGCAUAUCCAAGGCUAUCUUCUCGCAAGCUUGUGCCAUAGUCAAUGCGGACACACCCUGGAAAGCUUCAAAUAUACGUCCAACGCCUGCCAAGGUCUCUUGUUCAUUUCCCAACCCGCCUUAGAAGGAUACCAGAUGAACAAGCAAACGGGUGCAGCGGGUAAUGCAGCGGAUAACCCCUACCUAUUUGCAUUUUGGACUUGCAUACAGAUGGAAAGCGGUAUCCUCCUAGAGCUUCCUUGUCCUCCGACCGGACUUCUUCGAUUUUAUGAACACACCCCAUUCCCUCACUUGGAGGAUAUGGACUAUGGCUUGAGUCCUCCCAAUAUUCGAUACUUGGAGAAACAGUAUUCGUUGAUCAAACACACGGCAAGGCUUGUAUUGGCACCUGACGCGUUUCUCUCCCCAGAGUAUCUCCAAACAACGCGAAAGACUCGAGACGUCUUGGAUUCAAUUCUUCGUAGCGACGGCGGUGUUGAAAGAGGCUCCUUGCCAGCUAGGUAUCACAGUAUUGAAGUAAUUCUCUACCGGCAAUACGUAUUGAAUAUCCUACUGUCUCAUGAUCAAACAUCGGCGAGUCUGUUAAAAGAUCGGCAUACAAAGGAUCAGACUCGCAAAGGCAUUUCCGCUUUGAUUGAUAGCGCCUCCGUCUCCAACUCUUGUUUAGGUAAUCAGGUGAUGGAGAAUCAGUGGAUGAGGGCACAAUCACAGUGGGGUAACAUGUUGGUGCUCCUGGCAGCUUUCUCCAACCCAACGCUUCAACCAAUGGUGCUUGACAUCAUAGCGAAGGAAGAUCUUGCACGUCUGAUCCAGGUUAGCAGUGUUCUCAAUGCGGGUCUUGCAUCCCCGACCUUACAGGUGGAGUCGAAAAUAUUGCAGCAUUUGUCAAGAUCUUUACGGAUGGGAGGUGCAGACAGAUAGAUGUUCAUUUCAGCCGAAUGGUACGG